GGCUCGGGCUUGGCGCUUGCUUUGGGGGGCAGCUCCAAGGUCGGGUCGUUUCCCCACAUUAGCACAGGCGCAGCAUCGUUGGACAGCGGAGCUUGGUUUGGAGGUUCCAAGCGUUCAUUGAAUCACGACAGACCAAACAACAUCAACUUGCCAUCCUAAUACAUCCAUAUCUCGCCAGCCGCCUACUGUAACAACACCGGGGCAGGUUAACCCGUCAAUUCGAUCUCUGCAGCCUGCGACUUCCUUACCGAGGCCUUUUGCGACAAACAGAAUUCACAAUGUCUGCUCAAAGUUCAGCGGGUAUUCAGACCCUGCUCGAGGCCGAGCGUGAGGCGUCCAAGAUUGUCCAGAAGGCAAGGGAAUUCCGCACAAAGAGAGUAAAGGAGGCCCGCGACGAGGCCAAGAAGGAGAUAGAAGCCUACAAGGCUGAGAAGGAGGGCGAGUACAAGGCAUUUGAGUCCAAGCACACCCAAGGCAACAAGCAGGCCGAGGAGGAGGCCAACAAGGAGGCCGAGACCGAGAUCAAGGAGAUCAAGGAGGCCGGCAAGAAGCACCAGGACAAGGUCAUCAAGGAUCUGCUCAAGGCCGUCUUUGAGCCUCACCCUGUGCCGCCGACUGCUGCUUGAGCUGUUUGUUUGAAGAAACCAGUUGGCGUCAUGUUUUUUGCACCGAGCUUAUAGAAAGAUGAAUCAAGCAGCAUGUUGCAAGAUUGUCCAUUGAGAGUAGUUGUAGUAUGCAUCAACGCUUUUGGCUUUUUUUUUCUUCUUUUUUUCGUUCUAUAAAUCUUUACGCCAACUUGUAUGCCGCUAUGAAAACAUUGAUAUACACAUUAAUCAAACACCAGACAACUGCCUCCAAACAGUUAAUCUUG
Molecule: messenger RNA, 871 nt
Organism: Pyricularia oryzae 70-15
Lineage: Eukaryota; Fungi; Ascomycota; Sordariomycetes; Magnaporthales; Pyriculariaceae
Product: V-type ATPase
Exons: 6
Coding region: 279-626 (115 amino acids)
Biological process (GO): proton transmembrane transport
Cellular component (GO): vacuolar proton-transporting V-type ATPase complex
Molecular function (GO): proton-transporting ATPase activity, rotational mechanism
Source: RefSeq, a predicted model, not a curated record